Molecule: messenger RNA, 3649 nt
Organism: Xiphophorus hellerii (green swordtail)
Lineage: Eukaryota; Metazoa; Chordata; Actinopteri; Cyprinodontiformes; Poeciliidae
Product: rho GTPase-activating protein 12-like
Exons: 18
Coding region: 352-2937 (861 amino acids)
Biological process (GO): signal transduction; regulation of GTPase activity
Cellular component (GO): cytoplasm
Molecular function (GO): protein binding
Source: RefSeq, a predicted model, not a curated record
AGACGAUCUUUGCUGAAAGGUGGUUGCCGAAGUUGUCAGAAGCAGGCGAGAGUGCACGAGAACGGGAACUGUUGUGGAUUACCCACCCCACACAUACCGAGCAGGGAAGGACGGGAUUGUCCGAGAAACUUUUUAAAAAAAAAUAAGAAAAAGACAACCGUUCAGUUGGACACGGUUGGCAGCUCCAAGGGGAAAAGUUUCCCGGGAUUUAAGUUCACAGAGGAGCGCCGGAGUUUGCCGUCCUUUCCCGGAGGACUCACAAGCGGAGACACGUUCAGGUCUGCUGCUGAGCCAUGCUAGCAAAUAUUUUCCUCUUAUGCUGAGCCGCCUUGUGGGACAGUCGGAGGCAUCAUGGCGGAUCUGCCCAUCGCGCCGGGCGAGGUCUACAUCGAAGUCGAGUACGACUAUGAGUACAAGUCCAAGGACCGUGUCAUCACUAUUCGGGAAGGGGAAUGUUACAUGCUGAUCAAGAAAUCUAACGAGGACUGGUGGCAGGUGAGGAAAGACGAAACCGCAAAGCCGUUUUACGUACCGGCUCAGUAUGUGCGUGAGGUGCGGAAAGCCCUCAUGCCGCCACCGAAACCCAUCUCACACUCCCACACUGCAUCUGGAAACUCCAACCCGCGCAGCGCUGCUGCCCUCUGGGUGAAACCAACGACUCUGGACCUGGGGAACCAAGUCACUGACGCCCUUCACCGACAUGAGUCCAAAAACCGGCGCUCUCCUUCCGCGCAAACUGCCUCUUCAUCCCACUUCAGUCCCCCGAUCAACCGCAGGAACAGUAACCACCACCACACUCCCAGUACGCCCACCGAGCAGGAGCGCUGUCUUGCAGAAAUCCUUGUUCAGGGCGGCUUCCCCCAAAAAGGCUCGUCCAACACCCUGCCUCGCACCCGGGCCCGGUCGCCGGACUCGCUUAGGGUGCCGCCGGACGUCACGCAGCACUGCGACUCGGCAGGAGAGGAGAGACGCACCAACGACUCAGAGUCGGGAGAUGAACUGAGCAGCUCUUCGACUGAACAUCUCCAGACUGGAUCUACGUCGGGCCAAGGCGUCGCCGAAUCUCCGGUCUACACCAACCUCCAGGAGCUGAAAAUCAGCAAAAAGAGCCAACCGCCCCUGCCGUCCGGCUCGCCUCUUCACGUCACCGGCGACUGGGAGACGUACACGGACCACAGCGGCAGACAUUACUACUGCAACCGCUCCACCCACGAGAGGACCUGGAAGCCCCCGCGGACCAAAGAUGGCGGCGUCGGGAACGACAAACACAGCGCUGGGGAAAGCUCUGAGACUACUCCUCUCUCGCUCUCGCCGUCUUUCCUUCCCUUCCUGUCGCUGUCCGUCGGAGGACUCCAGCCUCUGUCCUCAGAGGACGCCUGCUUCAGCGCCUACUCUAGCCAGUCGGACAGCCUGUACGGCUCGCCGCUGAGCGGCUGGUCAGAGGAGAUGGACGAACACGGACACACGCUGUACGUCAGCGACUAUACGAACGAGAAGUGGUUAAAACAUGUCGAUGACCAGGGAAGGCCUUAUUACUACAGCGCUGACGGCUCCAGGUCAGAAUGGGAGCUGCCGAAGUACAACCUGUCGCCACCUCAGCCGACCGGAGACGGACCGAAGAGCCGCAGUUUGGACCGGAACAACGUCGAGCCCAUCGUCUUGACAAAAUGGAGGCACAGCGCCUACGUCCUGGAGUCGAAUGAAAAGGAAGCUCCUCAGAUCCCCAAGUCUUCCUCUUCUGACCCUGAUCUGAGCCCUACGUCUCCCCCCGCCUCUCCGUCUGAAAAGUGUGGCGUUCUGAACGUGACGAAGAUCACUGAGAACGGGAAGAGAGUGCGGAAGAACUGGACGUCCUCGUGGACAGUCCUGCAAGGUUCAUCACUGCUGUUCGCCAAAGGACAGGGAGGCGGAACGAGCUGGUUUGGUGGCAGUCAGUCCAAACCAGAGUUCACUGUGGAUCUGAGGGGAGCGUCAGUGGAAUGGGCCCCAAAGGACAAGUCCAGCAAGAAGCACGUUUUAGAGCUGAAGGUCCGUCAGGGCACGGAGCUGCUGCUCUGGUCUGAAAACGACACCGUGGUGAGCGAGUGGCUCAGAGCUCUGCAGGAAGCCAUCAGCGCACAUGCCUGGGAGUCCGACGAGGCCAUCGAGGAGGACAUGCCCGAGUCGCCCGGCGUGGAGAAGCUCGAAAAGGACAAAGACCACAGACCCCCCAAGAAAGACAAAGCCAUGAAGCCGGCGGCCAACGUUGAGGCCACCGACACCAAGAAGACCCGGCACAAGCUGAAGAAGCUGCUGAGCCGCCGGCCCACCAUGCAGUCCGUCAGGGACAAGGGAUACAUCAAAGAUCAGGUUUUCGGCUGCAGUCUGUCCAGCUUGUGUCAGCAGGAGAACACCACGGUGCCGAACUUCGUCAGGAUGUGCAUCGAUCACGUGGAGAACAACGGUCUGUAUGUAGACGGGCUGUAUAGAGUUAGCGGGAAUCUGGCGAUCAUACAGAAGCUGCGAUUUGCUGUCUGUCAUGAUGAGAAGUUGAGCCUCUCGGACUCGAAGUGGGAGGACAUCCAUGUGACGACCGGAGCCCUGAAGAUGUUCUUCAGGGAGUUACCCGAGCCGCUCUUCACCUACGCUCUGUUCCACGACUUCGUCACCGCCAUCAAAAUCUCGGACUACAGGCAGCGGGUGCAGGCCAUCAAAGAGCUGGUGCGGCAGCUGCCCAGGCCCAACCACGACACCAUGCAGGCUCUCUUCAAACACCUCAGGAAAGUGAUCGAUCAUGGUGAGGAAAACCGCAUGACCACUCAGAGCGUGGCCAUCGUCUUUGGUCCCACGCUGCUGCGGCCCGAAACGGAGACCCUGAACAUGGCUUUCAACAUGGUUUACCAGAACCAGAUAGUGGAGCUCAUAUUGCUGGAGUAUGAGAACAUUUUUGGCAGGUAGAUGCCAGAAUCGUUUCUCCUAAUUCAGAGCUCUUCCCAACCCGGCUUCGCUGCUCACUGCAAAACAUCGCAGAGCGACCAACCGACUGACCGUGUUCCUCCAGAGAAACGACCAAAUAAACUUUUGACUCUUUGCACUUUUCAGUAUCUCACUUUGUCCUGCAGCUGCAUUUGUGCCACUUCACUUCGAAGGCGACGUCUUCCUAGUCCCGUCACUGGAUUUCUUCUUAAUGUGCAACAAACUGCACAGGCUGGGCGUAAAAGGAGGAAGCAGCUUAAGUUGACUGUAUUACAGAUGAGGCGUCAGUGUUGGAGAUGUACGAUGCUGAACGGGAUCUGUACGCGCUGCGCUGUAAAUCUCAUCACUUAUACUCACUCCUGUCAUGAAUCAAAACCAGACGGUGGUUUCACCUCAGCUUGGCUUUAGAUGUUUAUCAAAUUAAGCAGAAAUAAACCAGAAAGUGAUGGAGUGGGGAGAACAUUUUUUGGCUGUUUUUAUUGUAUUUUUUUUAUUAUUAUUUUUGAAUGUUUUUUGUCUCUUUUAUUUCCCCCUGAAUGUGCUUCUCUUUAUGCUCCUGACAAACAGAAGAAAGAAUGUUCUCUGUAUUAAAUCUGUUAGAAGAAAUCAUCUCACACUACAAAAACACAAAUUCUAAACUAUUUUUGUCUACUUUCUUUUGCAAAUCUCUUAGUACACUUAAAAUAAGACAAAA